Molecule: messenger RNA, 2355 nt
Organism: Chaetomium strumarium
Lineage: Eukaryota; Fungi; Ascomycota; Sordariomycetes; Sordariales; Chaetomiaceae
Exons: 5
Coding region: 1-2355 (784 amino acids)
Molecular function (GO): nucleic acid binding
Source: RefSeq, a predicted model, not a curated record
AUGGCCAACAACAACGGAAACUGGGCGGCUGAGCAUUCGCCGACUCUGCGCAACGAUCAAAUGGCUGUGUACUCGAGGAACGCUUUUUCCAACUUCACCGACUUUGAUGACCAGGAGGACACUGGUGGUGGUGGUGUCAUGCUUCGCGAUUUCGACGACGGCAGCGGCAGCGGUCAUUUCGCUCCCACGCCGACCAACAGUGCUGCGUCUUCUGGCCAGUCGCACUCUCAAGAAAGCCGCUCGCGCAAUAGCAUGUCCUCGACUGCCUUCAGCAAGCCAUCGACAUCGGGUCGCCGCAACACGAUUGCGCCCAUCGGUACGGGACGAUAUGCCGAGUACGCCCAGAAGACCCACGCUUCGGUCGACGACCAUCUGAGCACAAAGACGACGACGACGGGCAACGAGGGCCGCGGACAGAAUGCAGGAUCCGACCACAUUGGAACUACUAAUACCCAUUUCACCCAGACAGCCGGUCAGACCCAGGCUGGCGUGACGUCCAACCCCUACACCCAGAUGAGCCCUACCCCCCAGAGAGUGCGGUUCGGACACCACACCCAGGGCUUGGACGCCCAAGUCAAUCUUACGCCGAAUAUCCACGGCGGUGCUGUUCAGUACACCCCGUCCGCCACCGAGAGGGGCCACCCCUGGGCCAACAAUGCAACGAUGGAAUACAACUCGGCCGGGCUUGUCUACAAUACCCCGACCUCUGGAUUCGGCAUUGCUCAGGGAACGGCCCUGGGCACAAAUCUCCCGUACAUGAAUCCGGACAUGACGCCUUCCCAUGUGCCAAAGAAAUCGAGCCAGUACCUGGCCACUCCUGGAUCGAGCAUCGUCUACAAUCAGUACAAUCAGACGGAGCCGCGCAACUUCGCGCCGCGCACCGGCUCGGAUACCGUAUAUGUGCAACCCCCUCCGGUUUUCAACCUUGGUCGUGGCACUACGGCCAAGAGGCACGAGAACACUUACAGCACUGCAGAGUCGGAUGCCGACCCCUUCAUGUCCCCGACUGCCAAUAGACGUGCUAAGGUUCCAACUUUCUCCCAGACGCUUGUUCUCCCUUCGGUUCCUGAGGAGAACCAUCAGUUGCUCCUGAUGCAGCAACCGGCGUUCUAUGUCCCAGCCCCCGGCGCCAUCCUUGUUCCUCGUUCGGAGCAGCUUACCAAGCUUACUGAGGGCCCUACGGGUCUCCCAAGCCAGGAAGUCGGUCUGAGCGACAAGAACUUCCCCUUCAUUGAGAGCGGAACCCAGGCUGCGCCUGUGGGAUACGGGGUUAUCAAAAUCAGAAAUAUUCCCUUCAACACCAAGCGCGCUGAGAUCAUUGCCUUCCUCGGCCGAAACUCGAGGAUCCUGAACGACAAGGAGGAGCCUGUGCACAUCAUCAUGGAGCGCGUUUCCUCCAAGACACAGGAAUGCUAUGUGGAGUUCAUGGCUGUGUCCGAUGCCGUCAAGGCUGUCGAGCGUUUCAGGGAGAACACUCAGAAGGGCCGGCCCAACCGCCUGGGCGACCGCCCUGUCGAGGUGCUGCUGUCCAGCCAGGCUGCCCUCAUGCACGACUUGUUCCCUCUCGCUUCCGGUGUGGCCUGGGAGGGCGCCAAGCCCAUCAUUCACGCGCCUGUUAAGGGCGAGCCGUGGAAGACCUUCAAGGGCUUUGUUACCGACGAGGAGAUGAUCAUGGUGGUCAAGCAUGUUGAGAUACCUUCGCGUUCUCCCUACUCCAAGGACUGCCCGCAGCGCCCUUAUGAGUGCAUGAUCUCCACGAUCAAGAAGCUGCCCUGGUACAUGACGGACCACAUCACGCUCCGCCAGCGCCACUCCAUCUACGAAGCCACUGUCAAGCUCAUCGUGUUCCUGAAGCAGGCCCUGCUGCGCGGAAAUCGCAUGCAGGAGGCCAUGAUCAACGAACAGCUGCUGAAACGUCUGGUCCUGGCCGCCAUGCUCUGCCCCGGUUUCUCGGUCGUGCAGAAGGACAACAUCGCGGCGCUCGCGGAGUGGGACCACGACCGCGUCCGCAUGUUCAACCAGCCUCGCUUCGCCGAGGGUUGGGUUCACCUGCAUGCGCUCUGCCCCAAGCCCGGCACGCCCGACGAUGUCCUGGAGUGGUACAUCGCCGCCAUCCGCAACGAGACGACCCGCUACAUCCACACCAAGUCGGACACCGAGCUUGCCGAGAUCCAGCGUACCGGCUACCACACCUCCCUGUACUUCGGUUAUAUCUGGUACGAGCUUGGCCUGUCGGCUGGUGAUGCCCUCGGCAGCCUCACCUUGCGCCAAGUUGCUCGCCACGAGCUCCAGGUUCUGAAGCAGACCCUCCGCCGGGUCUUCCCUCCCGCUGGGCCCAAGGAUGCGUCGAACUAA